AUGGACUUGGACAAUUCCAUUUAUGGCUACCUUCAUGAAGGAGGGGAGAUUGUACCUAAGGAGGAUAAACAAAUACAAUACAAGGGUGGACAACAAAAAGGCAUGUACAUUGGACAAAGGAUGUCAUAUGCUGAAUUUGUUUCAAAGGCAUGUGAACGGUUGGAUAUUAAUUCAAAUGGAUAUACAUUUCAUUACACCCUUGAGCUUGAUCCAUUUGCACUUCAACAGUUGGAUGAUGAUGAGGACUUGCAUAUGAUGUUAUCCCAUAGUUAUGAUUAUGCUCGUAUUUAUGUAUUAAAACGGACUCGAAGAGUAGAAGUUGAAGGAGAUGUUGAGUGUUCAAGCCAACCUUCAAUACGGGGAAGGAGAGGUGCUCGUGUCAUAGAGCAAAGAUUGGUAGACAUUAAUCCAGGGACGAUUGCUGAAUAUAGCACACAAGAUGGGCAUUUUUGGCAAUUGUUCAUUGCACAUUCUUUUUCAAUUCAAGGGUUUUUAAUGGGUUGUCGACCUGUUAUUGCAAUUGACUCAACUCAUUUGAGUGGACUGUAUAGGGGCUCUUUAUUUUCUGCAACAACUUAUGAUGUUGAUGAUGGCAUGUUCCCAAUUGCAUUUGGUGUUGUAAGUUCAGAAAACUAUGAGGAUUGGCUAUGGUUUUUGCAGAAAUUGAAGGGCAUACUUCAAGAUAAAGAGGUAGUCAUAAUAUCAGAUAGGCAUCAAGCAAUCCUUCGUAGUGUUUCUCAACUUUUUGGAGUAGAAAAUCAUGCAUAUUGUUAUCGUCAUGUGAAAGAGAAUUUUAGUAGCUAUGUGACGAAACAUAGUAUGAAGGGAAAAAAAUGUAAAAUGGAUGCAUUGUUGCUACUUGAUAAUGUUGCGUAUGCUAGGUUGGAUGAUGAUUAUGUUGUAGCCAUGGAAAAAUUAAAGACAUAUAACAGUGACCUAGCGAAGUGGGUUGAAGAGAACAGUCCACAACAUUGGGCAAUGUCAAAGUUUGCCAAAAAAACGAUGGGAUAA
Messenger RNA from Vitis vinifera (wine grape), 1011 nucleotides. RefSeq lists its product as uncharacterized. The record is from RefSeq and is a predicted model, not a curated record. The coding region runs from base 1 to 1011 and encodes 336 amino acids. The transcript has 3 exons. Lineage: Eukaryota; Viridiplantae; Streptophyta; Magnoliopsida; Vitales; Vitaceae.